Messenger RNA from Macrosiphum euphorbiae (potato aphid), 2391 nucleotides. The record is from the annotation of a GenBank genome assembly. NCBI's taxonomy places the organism in Eukaryota, Metazoa, Arthropoda, Insecta, Hemiptera, Aphididae.
AUGUACGCCACAAACACAGUGCCACGUCAACGCGUGGCCCAGACGACAGCAAAUACGACGACAACGAUGAUUUUCGUGGCAACCGUGAUGGCCACCGUGCUAGCCGUGGCCGCUGGCUGUCCCAUUGGAUGUAUGUGUAAGUGGAAAGGUGGCAAGCAGACGGUCGAGUGCGUCAAUCGGAGCUUGACGGCCAUACCGAAUGGCAUGGACAUCGGCACCCAGGUAUUGGACAUGUCGGGAAAUUCGAUGGACGCACUGUCCAGGGGCCGGUUUAUGUCAGCCGGCUUGUCCAACCUGCAGAAGAUCUUCAUGGCUCGGUGCCGGAUCACAUACGUGGACGACGCCGCAUUCCAGGGACUGUCCAACCUGGUCGAGCUGGACCUGUCUGACAACGGAAUUACCGACAUACCAACCAAGUCAUUUGACGACUAUCCGCAGCUGAUGAAGCUAGUGUUGAGCGGCAACGCGGUAACGGUGGUGCGGACGGCCGCGUUCAAGCGGCUCGCCUACCUGACGGUGCUCGACCUGAGCCGGUGCCGGGUGUCCAUGAUCGAGCCGGGCGCUUUCGACGGCCUGCACAGCAUCGAGUGGCUGCGGCUCGACCACAACCAGAUAGUGAGAAUCGAGAGUGCGGGCACGGUCGUGCUGCCACUGUCGCUGCACGGCAUCGAGAUGCACCACAACCCGUGGACGUGUGACUGCCGGUUGCGCGAAGUGCACCAAUGGUUGAACAACAACAGCGCGCCACACACGGUCGAGCCGACUUGCCAAGGGCCGGACAGACUGCGUGGCAUGGUCAUCCGGAAGCUGGACGCCGAGGAGCUGGCGUGCGCUCCGGUGGCAGCGGCCGCAUCCCCCGAGUACGUGGAAACGGACGCCGGCAAGAACGUGACGCUCGCGUGCAGGGUGACGCCGGCCGGGCAGGCCCGGGUGUCGUGGUGGUUCGAGGGCCGGCAAGUGGCCAACAGCACUACGUCAGCUGGCGUGGAGCUGACCGUAGAGGACGUCGGCCCAGCGGACAACGGCACGUACGCGUGCGUGGCCGAAAAUCGGGCUGGCUGGGCAGCGUGCAACUUCACGGUGCGCGUAAUACAAGAACCGUCCGAGGUGGCAGCCGGUUCGUAUCCGCCGGACGCGCCUCCUCCAGCCCUGCUGGUCAUUGUGUUGGCCGGUUCGGUGUGCUUUGUGGCCGUAGCGGUGGUUUGCGCGAUCAGCUGCCGGUUGCUGGUGGUGAAACGCCGUCGGCGUCGGGACCACGCCGGGCGACCGGGUGGCAAGUCAGGCGGUGCCGGGGGUGUUGACGCGGGGGCCGACGACCCGUCCAACAGUGGGCAGGGUGCCAAGACGACGUCCGACAUCAGACAAUCAGACUCGGUGAACCUUACCGUUUCAUCCACCAUCGACGGCAAAUUGUCAUCGGCCGAGGACGUGAGCGUGUACGGCGAGUAUGACGCAGCCGCCGGCCCGGGGUCGUCCGCCGGUUACGAAGUGCAUGAGGUGAUGCACGUGGGCAGCGGCGGUGGUUACGACCCUUACCAGCAGGUGCACGUGGCCCAGGGACAUCCGGUGACGGCGACCACGACCACCACUCUGGAGGCCAAUCCAGAUCUGAUCAGCGACGCGUCCACCGUGAUCAAGGACAACGGUGGUGGCGACUACCGUGACGCCAGCGACGAGGUGUACAAGAUAGCCUUGCCGCCACCCCCAUUGUGUGGCCGAGACUUUUGGUCGACUUCCGGAGCCGUAUACCCGUCCGGCGGCGGCUGUGGCUCGUACGAAUUGCAACUGUCGCCAGGCAAGCUGGCCGCCGGUGAACCGUAUCCAGCUGAUUAUGGACUGCCCAAGUUAUCGUCCGGCCAGUAUCCGAUGCCGGCGCCGCCGUCAUUGUACCGGACGCUUCCGCACCGCCGGAACGCUGCCAAGCCGCAAGGUCGGUCUUGCCAGGAAGCCGAGUUCGUGUUGUUACAGCAGCAUCACCAUCAUCACCAUCAUCACCACCAACAACAGCAACAGCACCAGCACCACUUGAACCGGUAUGAACCGCAAAACAUCCGGUACAACCAGCAGGGGUACCCGUACCCGGCAUCCGCAGUUGCCGCGGAUGGGCCUUACUACGCGACGGCCGCGGCCACUUUUUACGAACCGCCGUCGUUGUCGAACGCGUCCGCGCAGACACUCGACGACGAAACGAUGGUCAUGAUGAUGAUGAUGCCGCCGCCGCCGCCACUUGUGACCGGAGCAUCGGCGUUACCCGCAGCGGGCAGACAGCCGCAACACUUGUCCGCCGAACACGCGGCAAGUCAGCACAAGGCCGUCACAGCCGUGCAAAAGCAGCCGGCCACCACGGAGAGCCCGGACGAAGGGUACGUGGGUGAAGGGCCUGACUCGUAG